Molecule: messenger RNA, 711 nt
Organism: Rhizoctonia solani
Lineage: Eukaryota; Fungi; Basidiomycota; Agaricomycetes; Cantharellales; Ceratobasidiaceae
Exons: 3
Coding region: 1-711 (236 amino acids)
Source: RefSeq, a predicted model, not a curated record
AUGUCUUCAUCCUCUAGUACCGCCGGUAGAAACAUGUACUCUAGGGACUCAACACCAGCGACCGAUAUCAGUCCUCCAGGCUCUGACGAUUUCGUGUUGCCACCUCCUUCCGAAGAAACCCUUCGUCGCCGAGCACAAUCGGACCGCGCGUCCACUGAAAUCGGAAACCGAAUGCUCAAGGGAUGGGCUAUGCUCGCUGAAGAAUGUCCAAACGACAGCUGCUGGGCGAUUCCAUUAGUGCGAUUUCCACGUGCUCGCCCAGGUGCAGAGCCUGACCCUCGCAAGGAGUGCGUUAUAUGCGGUACCGUUUAUGUGAACAACGAAAAUGGACAAUUGGUUGCUCAACGAGCUACACCCUCCCGGACGACAACUGCCCCCCAACCCCAAUCUAACCCUGUAAGGGCAACAAAUGUACCAACUCCACAACCAAUCCCCCGGAACGUGACACCCAAGGCAUCCAGCCUAAAUACGACAAUCCCACCACCUAGCAUUGUGGGACCCUCUACCACGGCUGAUCGAACCCCGGUCGUACAAAAUAUUCCAAAGGCCCCCGCUGCGUCACUGUUUGGAUCAGCUGAAGAGGCGCUCAGCGGAGCACUAGAGGCGCUAUCUCAGCGAUUGGUACAAGUUUCCCUCGGUACUGAUAUAAACACAAAGCAGCAAGAAAGCUACGAGAGGGUAAUUAAUGGCUGGGGAUAUGACGAAGGAUGA